Molecule: messenger RNA, 4438 nt
Organism: Rhincodon typus (whale shark)
Lineage: Eukaryota; Metazoa; Chordata; Chondrichthyes; Orectolobiformes; Rhincodontidae
Product: E1A-binding protein p400-like
Exons: 20
Coding region: 365-4438 (1357 amino acids)
Molecular function (GO): ATP binding; ATP-dependent chromatin remodeler activity
Source: RefSeq, a predicted model, not a curated record
GCUGGCGGAGAGACGGACGCCAUGUUUGAUUGUGGGCUCUGAUCGGCGCUUCGUUCGGCAAGGCCGCCCGCCCUGGCCUUCCCUUUUUCAUUAAUUGUCGUGUCUCGAUUUCCCCCGGGGCAGUGAGGACGGAGAGAGGGUCUCCUGGUCAUCGCGACGGAGCGAGGCGGCGGGGCCGGCCGGAUGGAGGCGCGGCUCCCACGGUCGCUGUGAAAGACAGAAUCGGAUGCAGUUUAACCAAAAGCAGGAAUGGAAAUCAUGAACAGAGAAUGGGACAUCAAAAGAUGAUGAAAGACAAGACUUUCUUUUCACAAAGUGCAGCAAGUUUUUGAUGUGUUAGCACUCAUCCAAAAGAGUAUUGGUGAUGAUGCACCAUGGCACUGGUCCACAAAACAUACAGCGUCCACUGCAGAGAUCGAAGUCGUAUACAGGCAAUGAGGGAGAUGAUCAGACUCCUUUACCCCAGUCUCCUGCCACAGCAUUUGCUCCGGCCCUCAGCCCUGUACCACGUACUGUGGCCAGUCCUUCUGGGCCCCAGUCACCCAGUUACCAGCUUCAGCAACUUAUAAUGAAUCGUAGUCCUGUAUCAGCCCAGAAUGUCAACAUCACGCUGCAGAAUGUGAGCCAAGUGAUGGCUGGGAAUCAACAAAUUACAUUGGCUCCCCUGCCAAUUCAAAACCCGGCAUCCCCGGGGUUCCAGUACAGCUCGCAGGCUGUGGGGCAGCAAAGGCGGUUUGAUCAUGGGUCACCUUCAUACAUUCAAGUCACCUCUCCUUUGCCUCAAGUUCAGCCACAGAGCCCCACACAGCAUAGCCCUGCAACACUUGUGCAGAGUGUGCAACGGCCAGGGACAGCAGCCCCAGGGCUGGGCAUGUGUAACCAGAGCCCAACCCGAGGAUUUGUGGAUGCCAAUGUGCUGGUCAGACAACUGAAUCUUAGCCCAUCCAGUGCUGGGCACUUUGUGUACCAGGACCCGUCCAGCCUCACUCAGAUCACUUCAAAUGUUGGUGGGCAGAUACAACUGACGACGGCGGGCACAUCUGCUUCUGUGCCCCGAGAACGCAGACUCUCUCAGCCUCACUCCCAAACUGGCGGAACUAUUCACCACCUGGGACCUCAGAGCCCUGUUGCCAGUGGCGCAAUGCAGCCCCUGCCUAGUCCGAGCCACAUCACCACCUCAAACUUGCCUCCGCAGAUCAGCAGCAUCAUACAGGGACAGCUGAUUCAGCAGCAACAACAACAGCAAGUUCUUCACAGUCAGCAAAUGGCCAGACCGGUAAAUUAUGAAAGGCCAUCUGUAACCCUUACUGCGGGUGUGGUAGGGCCAUCGGCCUUUGGGAUAACGUCCCCAGCAUCUCCUAGCCCAUCUCGGAACACUGUGGCUCAGACCCUGGCAUCAACUUGUCUGACUCCUAGUAGCAGUUGCAUUCCGUUCGUGAGGAAACAACCAAAGAAAUUGGAAGAGAUUCCACCUGCCACCCCGGAGAUUUCUCAUUUGAGAAAGCAAUGUUUGGAGCACCACUUUGCUGAAAUGGAGACUCUAAGAGAGACAUUUAAGGAUUACUUGAUUGAACUUUUCUUCCUUCAGCACCGUCAAGGAAAUAUGAUGGAUUACUUGGCAUUUAGAAGGAAGCCGUGUCUAGCCUUGUUGGCAUAUUUGAAGCAAAAUGACUUGGACCUGGAAGAGGAAGAAGAGGAAGAACAGUCUGAGGUCAUUAAUGACGAGGUAAAAGUGGUGACAGGAAAGGAUGGCCAGACUGGGACACCAGUUGCCAUAGCAACACAGCUUCCCUCUAAUGUUUCUGCUGCAUUUUCAACACAGCAGCAGCAACAAUUCCAGCAAACACACCAAGGUACCCCUGUGGCAGGUACAGCCAAUACGGUGGAGAUUGAAGCUUUCAAAAGACAGCAGGCUUUGUCCCAAACAGGUGGAAUGCCCCCUACGCCUCAGACAAUACAGCUUGGUGGCCAGAAACAAAACCAACAGCAGUACGACCCUUCCAAAGGACCUCCAGUGCAGAACGCAGCUAGCCUGCACACGCCUCCGCCCCAGCUGCCUGGCAGACUGCAGCCCACAGUUAUGCCAUUGACAUCACUCUCAGCUACUAUUCAGUUGACACAACAACACAUGGUCGAAACCCAGCUGCAAUCCCAUCCCCAGCUUCACCCCCAGCCCCUUCUCCAGCCCCAAACCCAGCCUCAAAAUCUUCCACAGGUCAAGGCUCAGCAGCAGCCUGUUUCUCUUUCUCAGUCUCAGACCCAGCUUCAAGUUCAGCUCCAGCAGCAGGUGCAAGCUCCACUUCAUGUACCGAUGCAGACUCAACCGUCAGCACAACUUCAGCAGUCACAAGCACACCUUUCUCAACAGCAGACUGUGACGCUGAUGCGAUCGACAAGUGACUCUGGCCAGGCAUGCCAACGAUUGAUUGCCAAUUCACUGCCUACCUCAUCUGUGCCACAAGUGACCCUUUCAGGGACAAUAUCUUCUGCUCCUGUACAUCAAGCAUUGACUAAUAGGACUCCCCUGGCUGCAAGCAGGCCAGUGUCACCAAUCUCUCAAUCCAAGCAAGCAGGGUUGGUUAGUUUGUCUGUCACGGUACCACCUAAAGCCCAAGUGGUGUUACAGAAUUCAUCACUAGUUUCACAGGAUAGCACUACAAAUGCAAAAGAUAAAGUUGUCGAACAAGUCAAACAGGAAAAUCAGAUACAUCAACGAAUUGCUGAACUUAGGAAAGAGGGGUUGUGGUCACUGAGGAGACUGCCCCGACUUCAGGAAGCACCACGACCGAAAUCUCACUGGGACUACCUGCUGGAAGAAAUGCAAUGGAUGGCUGCAGAUUUUGCUCAAGAAAGGAGGUGGAAGAUGGGCAUUGCUAAAAAGCUUGCUCGAACUGUUGUGCGCCAUCAUGAAGAACAGAAGCUGAAUGAAGAAAGAGCAAGAAGAGAAGAACAUGCCAAACUAAGACGGAAAGCUGCUUCAGUUGCUAGAGAUGUGCUGCAAUUUUGGUGUAAUAUUGAAAAGGUUGUAGAAGUAAAGUUGCAGCUUUACAUGGAAGAGCAACGGAGAAAAACAUUACAUUUACGGAGGGAAUCAUCAAACAGAGGUCCAAACUCUGUAUCUCCAUGGCCUAGGUCAGAAAAGCUCAGUGAUGAUACAUUGGGCAAUGAAAGCAACAGGAAAUCCAGUGAUUCAUUUGCUGGGGAUGAGGCCGCUGUGGAAACAGUGGAAGACUGUGAAGAAACAAUUGAAGAACAAGAGGCUAUUGAAGGCGUUGUUGACCAUCAGACUGAAUUGGCCGAUUUAGCCAAACAAGCUGAAAUCCCUCUGGAAGACCUUGUACAGCAGUAUGCUGGUGCUUAUUCAGAAAACUUUGACUGGCCAGCGCCAGAUUCUUCCGACAGUGAAGAUGACGACUAUGACGAUGUUGAAGAAAUGGCAGAGGAGUUUGCUGCUGAAUUUGACAGUCCGGAGCAAGAGGUGGCAAUCGAUUCUUUGCUGAGCGUAGACCAGUACAGAGUGGUGGAGCGAAUACAUACCAAUCCGACUGAGGGGAGGAGGCCAAGAAAGGACAUCGCUGAGGUUUCUGCUGCUGCUGAGCCCCUGCUGCCAAAGGGCACAGCUCGCUAUGCAUCCUCGGUGAGAAAUGCUGCUCCUUUCUUGCUUCAUGGGACUCUUCGGGAAUAUCAACAGAUUGGCAUUGAUUGGCUAGCUGGUCUCCAUAGAAGAAAACUAAAUGGAAUUUUGGCUGAUGAUUCGCGUUUAGGCAAGACUGUGCAGAUUAUUGGAUUUUUAGCCCAUCUCGCUGCAAAUGAAGGCAUCUGGGGUCCACAUCUUGUCGUGGUGCGAACUUGUAAAAUGCUUAAUUGGGAAAUGGAAUUCAAACGGUGGUGUCCAGGUCUCAAGAUCAUGAUGUACUUUGGCACAAGGAAGGAACGUAGAAUUAAAAGAGAGUGUUGGUUGGAACCCAAUUCUUUCCAUGUAUGUAUAACCUCGUACAAGCUUCUGCUAAAGGACCACCAAGCUUUCCGAAGGAAGAGGUGGAAGUAUCUAAUCCUAGACGAGGUCCAGCAGCUCAGGAACACCACUGAAUGGCACUGGGAGGCCCUGUUCAAUCUCAAGAGUCAACAGCGUCUGCUUUUAAUUGGAGCUCCUUUACAAAAUACCCCGAUGGAACUGUGGACUAUGAUGCAUUUCCUGCUGCCUGGAAUUUCCAGAUCCUACCUGGAUUUCCCUGUGAAAGUUGGCACAGAUGAAAAUCAGGACUAUUGCCACAAAUUGGUGAUAAGAAUGCAUAGGAUGAUCCAGCCGUUCAUUUUACGGCGAUCGAAGAGGGAUGUGGAGAAACAACUGCCGAAGAAAUAUGAGCACAUUCUGAAAUGCUGCCUGUCGAAGAGACAAAAAAUCAUGUAUGAAGACCUCAUGUACCAACCUACGUAA